CACAGAUCAACAGGAGACCAACGGAGCGACGCAGCGCGUUCACGGUGUCGCGGAGAAUCAUGGAGCUCCGCGGCGUGCUCCUCCUCGCCGCGCUGCAGUGCUGCUCCGUGGCCCGUGGCGGCUGCGAGCCCCGGCUGGUGAACAUUGGCGCCGUGCUGAGUCAGAAGCGCUAUGAGCAGGUGUUCAAGGAGGCGGUGAGCCAGGCCAACGCGCUGUAUGGGAAGGACAAGUUCAGGCUCAACGCUAUCUCCGUCACGCACAAGCCCAACGCCAUCCAGAUGGCCCUGUCCGUCUGCGAGGACCUCAUCUCCAACCAAGUAUAUGCGAUCCUGGUCAGCCACCCCCCUCAGUCCAACGACCACCUGACUCCAACGCCAGUCUCCUACACCGCUGGGUUCUACCGGAUCCCCGUGCUCGGCCUUACAACGCGCAUGUCCAUCUACUCGGACAAGAGCAUCCACCUGUCCUUUCUGAGGACCGUGCCCCCGUACUCCCACCAGGCCCACGUCUGGUUCGACCUCAUGAGGGAGUUCAGAUGGAACCACAUCAUCCUCAUCGUGAGCGACGACCAUGAAGGACGAGCCGCUCAGAAGAGACUGGAGACACUGCUCGAGGAGCGGGAGACCAAGACUAAAAACAGGAACUAUGAAACCCUCGACCAACAGAUCUUUGACUUCAGGAGAACCCCCAAGGCGGAGAAGGUGCUGCUGUUCAGCCCGGACACCAACCUGACAGCUCUGCUGCUGGAGGCCAAAGACCUGGAGGCCCGAGUCAUCAUCCUCUCUGCCAGUGAGGAUGAAGCUGCCGCUGUGUACAAAGCGGCCCGGCAGCUCAACAUGACCGGCUCUGGCUACGUCUGGCUGGUCGGAGAGAGAGAGAUGACCGGCAAAGCUCUGAGUGAAGCCCCAGAUGGCCUGCUGGGCCUCCAGCUAAUUAACGGUAAGAACGAGUCGGCCCACAUCAUGGACGCCGUGGCCGUGGUGGCUCAGUCUCUGCAGGAGCUGUUUGAGAAGGAGAACAUCACAGAGCCUCCGCGGGGCUGCGUGGGCAACACCAAUAUCUGGAGGACGGGGCCACUCUUCAAGCGAGUGCUGAUGUCCUCCAAGUACCCAGACGGCCUUACUGGGCGGAUCGAGUUCAAUGAUGACGGCGACCGUCGUUUCGCCACCUACAGCAUCCUGAACUACCAGCAGAAGCCCGGUCGCCUGGUCCAGGUCGGGGUCUUCAACGGAUCUCAGGUUGUGAUGAACACUCAGAGGAAGAUCAUCUGGCCUGGAGGGGAGACAGAGAAACCAGUCGGAUACCAGAUGUCGACGAAACUAAAGAUCGUGACGAUCCAUCAGGAGCCGUUUGUUUAUGUGAAGCCAACAAAGACUGACGGGACGUGUAGAGAAGAAUUCACCGUGAACGGGGUCCUGAUCAAGAAGGUGAUCUGUACUGGACCCAACGGGACCACACCAGGUCAGCCCAUCGUCCCUCAGUGUUGCUAUGGUUUCUGCGUCGACCUACUCAUCAAGCUGGCCAUGAGCAUGAACUUCACCUACGAGGUUCACCUGGUGGCUGAUGGGAAGUUUGGCACACAGGAGCGCGUGAACAACAGCAACAAGAAGGAGUGGAACGGCAUGAUGGGGGAACUGCUGGGCGGCCUGGCCGACAUGAUCGUGGCUCCGCUCACCAUCAACAACGAGCGCGCUCAGUACAUCGAGUUCUCCAAACCCUUCAAGUACCAAGGCCUCACCAUCCUGGUGAAGAAGGAAAUCCCCCGCAGCACUCUGGACUCCUUCAUGCAGCCGUUCCAGAGCACACUGUGGCUGUUAGUCGGUCUGUCGGUCCAUGUGGUGGCAGUGAUGCUUUACCUAUUAGACCGGUUCAGCCCGUUUGGAAGGUUUAAAGUAAACAGUGAAGAAGAAGAAGAAGAUGCCCUCACCCUCUCCUCCGCCAUGUGGUUCUCAUGGGGAGUUCUGUUGAACUCUGGGAUCGGAGAAGGAGCUCCCAGGAGUUUCUCAGCGAGGAUUCUGGGUAUGGUGUGGGCAGGUUUCGCUAUGAUCAUCGUAGCGUCCUAUACUGCCAACCUGGCAGCCUUCCUGGUGUUGGACCGGCCUGAGGAGCGCAUCACUGGCAUCAACGACCCCAGGCUGCGUAACCCAUCGGAUAAGUUCAUCUACGCUACGGUGAAGCAGAGCUCAGUGGACAUCUACUUCCGGCGGCAGGUGGAGCUAAGCACCAUGUACCGGCACAUGGAGAAGCACAACUACGAGAGCGCGGCGGAGGCCAUCCAGGCCGUCAGGGACAAUCUGCUGCAUGCCUUCAUCUGGGACAGCGCUGUUCUGGAGUUCGAGGCCUCUCAGAAAUGUGACCUGGUGACGACUGGAGAACUUUUCUUCCGCUCUGGCUUUGGCAUCGGCAUGAGGAAAGACAGCCCCUGGAAACAGAACAUCUCCCUGGCUAUCCUCAGCUCUCAUGAGAACGGCUUCAUGGAGGAUCUGGAUAAGACGUGGGUUCGAUACCAGGAGUGUGACUCCAGGAGCAACGCGCCCGCUACGCUCACCUUCGAGAACAUGGCAGGUGUGUUCAUGCUGGUUGCCGGGGGCAUCGUUGCUGGGGUCUUCCUCAUCUUCAUCGAAAUUGCGUACAAGCGACACAAAGACGCUCGUAGGAAACAGAUGCAGCUCGCCUUCGCUGCUGUGAACGUGUGGAGGAAGAACCUGCAGCCGUACCCGACUGACAUCACUGGCCAGCUCAACCUAUCAGAUCCCUCCGUCAGCACCGUCGUCUGAGAGAGAUGGACACACACACACACAUGUACAGUCACUGACACACACAUAUAUACACACACACACACACACACAUAUUCAACACAGAUGGACACACUGAGCGUCCAUUGAGACAGGAAGUAGAAUAUGAUGGCAUCAGGAUUUCAGGACAGCAUCACACUGUGACACAAACACACUGACACACACACACUGACAUACACACGCACUGUGACACACACACACAUUCUGUGACACACACACACUGUGACACACACACACCAUCUGUCUCCCUAACCCUCUACUCUCUCGCUCUGCUCGUAGCCGUCCGCCUCCUCCCACCAGAGGGAUUUUAUUUUGAAAGAACAUGAACUUUUAUUUUGGUAGAUAUCUUUGUCGUCCUCCGACCUCCUGAAGCGCUGCGAUCACCUGCCGAUUGAUCGGGACCUUGUGGAUUGAUUAGGACCUUGUUGAUCGAUCGGGAUCUUUUGGAUCGAUCGGGACCUGGUCCCUGUUCAGAGAGGUAAAGCCUCUGGGACAGGAAGUACUUUAUGUAGCGUGCCGCCGAGGCUCAUGGGUAAUGUGUUGACAGACCGCUUUAUCAUUUCUGGGGAGUAUAAGAAGAAUUAGUAAAUGUUUAUAACACGGAGAGAUUUCUGCAUUCAUGAGGACGUUUAUUGAUCGGGAAGUAUUGACGAGUCAUUCUUCUUCUCUCGUUAAACCCAUCUAAGAUAUGACGUCAUGAGGUCCUCACGUCUGUGGUGUUAUAAACACUUUAUUAACCUUAUACUGCUUAGAAAUGUUAAAGAGCAUAAUCACAUGUUUAUAUUUUUAAUUUCUUGUUUAUUUAAACAGAAGAUUUUAAUUAAUUUAACAAAAGUUGCACAUUUGAAGUCAAAUCUUCAUUUCUUUUUAUUAUUUUUUAAUAAUUAUAUCUAAUAAUAAUAUCUAUAGUCACUGUGAUAUUAAUUCAAGUUUUUCAUGAAAAAAAUAAUUUUUAAACAGAUCAGAACCAGAUAUUUACUGCAGAAAUGGUUAAAUUAUUGUAAAGAAAAUUUAAAAUCCCAACAAUAACAUUGAGAUAUAUUUUAUAAACUGAAAUGCAUCAGAUUUAAAAGAAAUUCUUUCAGCUUUUUACAUUUUUAUGAUGACUUUUAUUUUGAAUUUGUGAAGUGACACAUAUUUUGAAAGGAACAGUUAUUACAUUCGGUGACAUAGAUUAAUUAUUUUUAUUAAUUAUAUUCUUUCCUUAUAUGUAUUCAUUUGAUUUACAUGAUGGUUCGAGAUGAUUUUAAACACUGCCAGGAAAAUGUUUUUUAUAUGUAUUUAACUGAUGAAUUCAUAUUUAACACAAUCAGAAUUGUACAUUUAGAAAAUACUCCCAUAACCAGAGGCUCCGCCCACUGACAACCCCAUGGCAUGAUGGGACAUGUAGUCUCUGCUGAUGACGUCAGACCCUUUUACCUCCAACCAUUAAGAGACGUCUUCUUAAAGUUUAUAUAUAAAAAAUUACAUUUAUCAAACUGAGCAUCACUGACAACAAGUAAACGUCUCGUCCCGAUCAGGUCAACAAUCGUACGUUUCACCACGUGGACAACAUUGAAUUAUUACAGAAAUAUCCCAAAUGACUUGUUUUUCAGAAAAAACAGAAGAUCAAUGCGGUUUACGCUCAGAUAGCAGCUAAUGCUAACAGGCUAGUUGUGUGUUAGCUGUCUCUGAACAACAUUUAUAAUAUAAAGAGACCUACUAGCUAACGCUGAAGCUCAGAUAGCAGAUAACAUGCUAAUUGUUUGUUAGCUGCCUCUGAAUAACAGUUAUAAUGUAAUGAGAGCUACUAGCUAAUGUUGAAGCUCAGAUAACAACUAAUGCUUACAGGCUAGUUCGAUCUUUAAAUGAAAACAUAAUUGAUGAAGACCAACAGAGCUAAUGCUAGUGGCUCACUAUCAGUGGCGGCUGGUGACAUUUUUUUGGGGGGGGGGGGCGCAGUUUAAAUAGCACUCAACAAUGAGAAGAAAAGAGGUUUUGAGUAGAAUAUUGUAAAAAACAAAGCUUUAUUUCAAGAACACAGCGUGCUCAACACUGUCCAAUAACAACUAUCAACACACUGUAACUUUGGGCAUGAGAGGUUCAGAGCAGCUCUAAGGAACAUUGGGUUGGGUUUCAGAGGUUUACAGAAUAAAAGAGUUUCACCCUCACAUGAAAGAGGUUCAGAGCAGAAUAGAGUCAGAAAGAGAUCACAUGUUACAUUGGGUGACAGAGUAGACCCACUACUGUAAAGAAAAGUAGCCCUCCUCUCUUUAAGGUGGUCAAACUUCUCAAUAACUCUCUGGUUAAAGUCAAUCAUGUCUGUAACCAGCCUGUUUCCAUUAUUCUUGAGGGAAUGUGUCUGUUUUUCAGAACUUCUUCGUUGUGUUUUCGAUGCCAGUUCGGUCUCCUUCUCCUGCUCUGCUCUGCAAACAGGGUUAGCUUCAUGCUGUUAGCUAGUUAGCUUCAUGCUUUUAGCUAGAUAACUGUGGCAAGAUUUGUGCUUUACACUUGUCUGCAGCUCUUUAGAUCCCUCACCCCGUUGUAGUCCAGAGAGUUUCAGUCCCAGGACUUUGGAACAACAGACAGGGGAAACUAAACAGCGCAUUACUCACUGAGCCUCCAGCUGACCAGCUCCGUUAGCAACCUGCUCGCGUAGCUCCGUGGAGCUCUCUGGCUGAGGGAAUGAUACCGGUCUCUGAUUGGCCGAAUAGUCCAGUCACGUGAAAUAAUAAAACAAUGUCAUUGGCCAGGGCGCACAUUUUUGUGGCCCAAGAUUCACGUUUCAUCCGCCAAUGAGAAGCCGUCCUUGCCGAAACAACUGAAAUGUUUACUCGCUCCCCGCACACACACGUUUGGCCGGUGUCCCGUAAAGGGGGCGGGGCUUCUCUCAGUGAUGAUGAGUGGCGAUAUAUUAUAUUUUUUCACAUUAAAUUAAGUGGUUGUUGACAGGCUGACGGUCUCCCACACACAUUUAGCGCGUCAACACGGUAUAUUUACUAUUUAAAUGAUUUGGCAUAUAAUGUUUUUGACAGAAUGUAUUUUUUUUUUCUUCUUCUUUUUUUUUCAUCUCAAAAUUUUAAGAGGGCCGGCGCCCUAGCGCCUUCUAUGGACGCACCGCCACUGCGCACUAUUGUUCCAGCUAACAGUACGAAUCUACAAAGAUGCAGCUGGUCUCAGGUCAGCCGAUCAAAAAUCGGCAUUGAUGAGCGUCUCCUUGUUGUCAGCCUGGAUCCAAUCAGUAAUCAAUGAGCUGAUAUUAUAUAUUAGUGCUGUGCGCCACCCGGGAACAUGAAUUAUGAAGCAUAAUAUUCAGUUUACUGUCUACAUUUACUCUUUGUGAUUUAUGUGUUUUAUUGUGAAGGUUUAUAAAUAUUAUUAUUACGAUUCAUGGACAACAUAGAAACAGGAUGUUUUAUUCUUGUUUUUAGUUCCUAAUGUUGUGAAAUGAUGCAUCAAUAAAUUAACGAACAACUGAUCUUUAUUUUCUAAACACAGAAUAUACACGUAGCAUUAUAUAUAUACUCAGACAAAGUGUUGAUGAUGUCAUUGUUGGGUUUUCUCUCACAUUUAAGCAUUUGUAUUAUUUUGUUGAUUUGUUUCAAACCAGAUUGGAAUAUUAAACUUCAGUAACCAGUGUGAUGAUGUCAUAGCGUGAUGUCAUAGUGUGAUGUCCUAGCAUGAUGUCAUAGUGUGGCGUCAUAGCGUGACAUCAGGUUGCUUCAUUUAUUUUUCUUUGUUCUGGUUGAACUUCCUGUUUGGGGAGUCGUGUUCCUGUUGUACAGAUGAUGAUGUCAUGAAUCUAUAAUUCUGUGUAAACUGGUCAGAGGUCAGUAGACGUGACCUCUGACCAGCCAUGGUCUUCCUGUUGGUUUUACCUACGACUGUCACUGGAACCCCAGACCAGAGACACUGGUCCCAGACCAGAAGACCCAGAUCAGAGAAACUGGCCUCAGACCAGAGAAACUGGCCUCAGACCAGAGGACCCAGACCAGAGACACUGUUCCCAGACCAGAGGCACUGGCCUCAGACCUGAGGACCCAGACUAGAGACACUGGACCCAGAUCAGAGUACCCAGACCAGAGAUUCUGGACCCAGACCAGAGGACCCAGACCAGAGACACUGGUCCAACACCACAAGAUCCAGACCAGAGACAUUGUUCCUAGACUAGAGGCACUAGUCCCAGACCAGAGACACUGUUCCCAGACUAGAGGCACUCGUCCCAGACCAGAGACACUAUUCCCAGAGAUGAGACACUGUUCCCAGACCAGAGACACUGUUCCCAGAGAUGAGACACUGUUCCCAGACCAGAGGACCCAGACCAGAGACACUGGUCCCAGACCAGAGGACCCAGACCAAAGGACCCAGACCAGAGACACUGGUCCCAGACCAGAGGACCCAGACCACGGACCCAGACCAAAGGACCCAGACCAGAGACACUGUUCCCAGACUAGAGACACUAGUCCCAGACCAGAGACACUGUUCCCAGACCAGAGGCACUAGUCCCAGACCAGAGACACUAUUCCCAGACCAAAGGACCCAGACCAGAGACACUGUUCCCAGACUAGAGGCACUAGUCCCAGACCAGAGACACUGUUCCCAGACCAGAGGCACUAGUCCCAGACCAGAGACACUAUUCCCAGACCAAAGGACCCAGACCAGAGACACUGUUCCCAGACUAGAGGCACUAGUCCCAGACCAGAGACACUGGUCCCAGACCAGAGGACCCAGACCACGGACCCAGACCAAAGGACCCAGACCAGAGACACUGUUCCCAGACUAGAGGCACUAGUCCCAGACCAGAGACACUGUUCCCAGACCAGAGGCACUAGUCCCAGACCAGAGACACUAUUCCCAGACCAGAGGACUCAGACCAGAGACACUGGUCCCAGACCAGAGGACCCAGACAGAAGACCCAGACCAGAGGACCCAGAUAGAGGACUAGUUAUUAGAAGUAAUAAAGUUCAUGUUGUAAUAACUAAACAUCUUGAAAACUGUUUCAGUAAUAAAUGAAUAUUUACUUCA
Molecule: messenger RNA, 7799 nt
Organism: Pseudoliparis swirei
Lineage: Eukaryota; Metazoa; Chordata; Actinopteri; Perciformes; Liparidae
Gene: grin1b
Product: glutamate receptor, ionotropic, N-methyl D-aspartate 1b
Exons: 21
Coding region: 60-2777 (905 amino acids)
Biological process (GO): regulation of membrane potential; monoatomic ion transport; chemical synaptic transmission
Cellular component (GO): plasma membrane; synapse; neuron projection
Molecular function (GO): NMDA glutamate receptor activity
Source: RefSeq, a predicted model, not a curated record